AGAGGAAAUAAAUAGUUAAAAGUGUUUUCUAUUAUUGGUAACGGUUCUAACAGAUAGUUGAAAUAUUUUUCUAGGGCUAGAUGGACAACCCUGUGUGAUUACAUGCGAGCUUAGAAAUGCAUUACAAAUUGGAACAUCCCACGGAAAGACUGGUGAGGGAAUUCGUCGACAAAUAUUACGUUUUCGAAUUCCUUCUCCUUUUUUUAAUUGUUAUGCUGACGUCGUGGAUUAAGUCAUUUCCCAAUUUAACUGGGUACUGCCCAAGGAAUUUGGACAAUUUCACUGUUAUCAACAGGUUCUUCAACGACGAGGAAUCGUCUGUCACAGCUGAUUCGCAUUAUUCCUUGAGCACAAAUAAUUCUGAAGUAGAUACCAGGACGAACCACCUUGCCGCGUACAGCCAGCCGGCAACGGGGGCACUCGAAAUUUGCCCGGUGUACCAAACGGAAAUCGAACCCAACCCGAUACCGCACACCUUCGCCGAAGAAACCACGAGGCCCAGGUCUUGUACCUAUCUUUGUACCCGUAGCGGCCGGAAGUAUGCAAGACGACAAAUAUAAAAAGUAAAAAUGUAAAAACUAUUUGUA
This is a messenger RNA of Cimex lectularius (bed bug), 587 nucleotides long. RefSeq lists its product as uncharacterized. The transcript has 2 exons. The record is from RefSeq and is a predicted model, not a curated record. The coding region runs from base 117 to 560 and encodes 147 amino acids. Lineage: Eukaryota; Metazoa; Arthropoda; Insecta; Hemiptera; Cimicidae.